Messenger RNA from Arabidopsis lyrata subsp. lyrata, 776 nucleotides. RefSeq lists its product as uncharacterized. The transcript has a single exon. NCBI's taxonomy places the organism in Eukaryota, Viridiplantae, Streptophyta, Magnoliopsida, Brassicales, Brassicaceae. The record is from RefSeq and is a predicted model, not a curated record. Bases 183 to 488 code for a protein of 101 amino acids.
CAACACAGUGACUACUACUAAUUCAAUCUUCAAAAGGACUUUUUUUUCUUUAUUUGAAACAGGCUAAAGACAGUUUAUAAUCAUUUUCUUUUUCAACAGGCCACGAUAUAUAAAGGUAGAGAGACUUAAUAGAGAUCGUCGUCGGACAAAAAAUAUAUAGUACAUUCACAAAAAGUCAAAAAAUGAUGAUCAAAGAUGUUCAAAACGCAAACAGAGUAGAGAUGAGUGCAAACGACGCACCUUUUCAAUCACCUGGAGAUUACGUUAGAUUCAUAAGUCCCGAGGUUUAUAGAUCCAACAGACAGAAAUAUCUCAGAAGCUACACGUUCAAAAGCUACGAUGAUGAAGAAAUCUUGUCGGCCAAGAAACAGAGGAAGUGGUUCAAGAACAAGAAGGUCAUGAACAUGAAGAUGAAGAAGACGACUGAGUCACUUGGAAACUCGCUCAAGUCUUGUCUCAGGCUCUUGUUCUCUUGCUUCCAUGUCUAAUGUUUCUCUAUGUACGAUAAUUUCCAUUUUCUUUCCUUUAUAACGUAAUUUCAAUCUAUCUUCACUUUGCCUUUGGAAUAAUUUCGAACUCUUUGUAUAAGUUUUACCAUACUAAAUUCGAAUAUCACGUUCGUAUUUUGGAUUCGAUCAAAUGUGUAUUUCUCUUUUGUUGAUUGCAUAGACUUUCGAGAAUUGACAGACGGAAUGUAGCUGUUCUGUUUCCUUUGGCGUGAAAGUUUUUAAAAUUUGUUUAUGAGUCCAAUGAGAAGUUAUGAAUAUUUUGUUUAU